Messenger RNA from Scleropages formosus (Asian bonytongue), 6477 nucleotides. RefSeq names its product nck-associated protein 5-like. The record is from RefSeq and is a predicted model, not a curated record. NCBI's taxonomy places the organism in Eukaryota, Metazoa, Chordata, Actinopteri, Osteoglossiformes, Osteoglossidae. Gene Ontology annotation, cellular component: microtubule plus-end. The transcript has 13 exons. Gene Ontology annotation, biological process: microtubule depolymerization; microtubule bundle formation. Bases 356 to 4570 code for a protein of 1404 amino acids.
CCCCGAACGCAUUACGCGUCAUGAAGACGGAGCUCGCGUGAGAGAGAGCAAAAAAAGGGGAGCAAGUGAGUGAACAAGUAGGAGCGACACCGUGCUGGAGAGAGGAACCGGAGAAGAGCAACAUGACACUUUGGCGCUGGAAGAUCUGAAGUGGACGUGACGUUUUGCCCUGUGAUCUGCAUUCGCUCUCCUUGGUGUUUCAGGAUUAUCUUCUGUACCAUGUGAACGCGGAUCCCUGGGAUGCACAACUGCCCCGGCUCCGGAGACACGGUGACACGGGCUCCCUUGGGACGUCUAGAUGGACAAGUCUAUACAGAAGCUUCUGAAGAGCUGAGGAACAGUGGAGCGCCCUGCCAUGGACAUGUUGGACAUAAUGAAUGCCUACAGGAACAAACUCUCAGAGGAUGUGUGGGAACAGCAGGUCAUCCUGAAGGGGAAGAGCCAGAUGACAAACACUCUUGAGUCAUCCAGUGACGGCAGCCUAGUGGAGGAAGAUGUUGAUAAGGCCAAGCACCUCCAGGAGCGACUCCAGGUUCUGGAGGCACAGAACUCAGCCUUGGUGAUGGAGAACGAGGCCCAGAGAGAGCAGUACGAGCGCUGCCUGGACGAGGUUGCCAGUCAUAUUGUUCAAGCACUCCUCACACAAAAGGACCUGAGGGAGGAGUGUCUGAUUCUGCGAACACGAGUGCUUGACCUGGAGCAGCAGAACUGGAUCUUAAGUACCCUGUUCCAGCAAGGGGUUCGACCCGCCUCCGAUCUGCUCCUUGAGAAGCUUCAGUCAAAGAUUAUGGACCUGUCUUGUGGGGAUGUGUUUCUCAGUGCGGAGAGGAGUAAGAAUUUCCAGCUGUCACGGAGCUUAAAUUCAUCGCAACAUGAGUCCCAAGUGCGGCAGGUUGCAGGAUUUCCUAUGGAGAAGUACCCAAGUCAGAUGAGCCUGGCAGUGCCAGCUGGAGUGUAUUCAUACAGCAGCUGCAGCAGCAGUGAGCUCUCCCUGUCCAGUGCCUGCAGCGAGUGCUCCAGUGGUUCAUUCACCUGGAAAGAAGGACACUCCUGCAACAAGCUGUCCUCCUUCACAUGGAAGAAAAGAGUUAGUUUUGGGACAUCUGCCCCUAGUGACACACAUCGACUAAGUGAGGAACAACUAUGGUCCCAAAAGAAGGAAUACCACAUCUUGGCAGGUCUAAAGAUGCUACAGAGGUACAGUCAAAAAAAACCAUCCUGCCUUCAUUCCAAAUCAGGCUACAAAGACUACAUGAAGUCCAAUGAAGGGAUCUAUUCUUUGGGAACCAACAUAAGGAAAAAGAGAACAACCAAACCCUUUCAAAUAGGAAAACUGUCAAGGCUAACUGGAUCUAAAGAUCAGGUUCUGUAUGACUCGGAUGAUGCAGAUGAGUCAUCCUGGGACCUGAGCAAUCAACACAAUAUUUGUGCCAAGGACUGCUGCAAUCACGAUGUAUCCAACACCUUCUGCAGAUGGAAAUGUGAUCAGAAUGACAUCAAAAAUGUUGACCAACUGCGAUCCAAUCCAACUAAUCUGCUCUCAACUUACAACACCAAAGACUUCACUAAGAAGCUCCUGAGAUUCAGCAAUGUUUUCGAGUCCAGAAAGAAAGACUGUGACAACCUUAGUUCCACAGUUCUGCAUUUGAAGGCAGACUCUAUAAGGUUCCAAGCAAAACCUCAAAUGUCAGAGACAGAUGAGUUGGAAGCUGAACCCCAACUGGACAGCAGUAAUGGCCAGCAUACAGAACAGCUUGAAUGGGAUCUCAAAAAACUCUCAAAGGUAGAUGAGCCACUUACCUCCCAGAGUGGAUGGAAAAACCAUAGCCGAUUUCAUUCCACCGAAAGCAAGGAGAGGCCUUUUAGCCUCUUCAACCCCUUUAGAAUGAAUGCGUGUUUGAAAGAAAACACAAUGUCGAUAAUUGAUGCAGGGAACGAAAAACCCAUAGAACUCAAUUCACAGCAUAUAUUUCAAAUCAGUGAGGUGCAGAGCAUAUACAAUGACGAACCCAACGAGCUGCCACCUCUAGGAAGCCUUAACUGUGAGAAAGGAGGAAAUUUAAGAAACCAUUCUAUCUUACAGAUAAAAGGAAGGCCACUUGAGCUUCAGACCCAAAACAUCUCUUGCAGAACUGCCACUGGCCAAAAUCAAUGUAUGGGUGACAGUUUGAAGCAACUUGAGAUACAUGUUCCAGAAAAGCAGAAACCAGUAAGGGUCCAUAAUACUCCUGAUCACAAAAUCCAGGCUGUACCUCCCACGCAUAACUGUUCAAAAGCAAACAUUGCUAAGACACAUUUCCAGAGAGAGGAAUCUAUCUACAAGAUUUCAAAUGUCACCGCCACUGAGGUAAGCAGCAGUGGUGGUGAAAACAUUGGUUUCACUACCCAGAAGUCCCCCACAUCUCCUCCCAGUAAGAUGUCAGGAUUUGUCAGUCUAGCUAGCACUAUCUGUUCUCAGAGCCCCAAAGUAUCCCAGCCAAACAACAAUCUGCCAAACAAGAAUGAUGGUGGCACUUGCUCCUCCUCAUCACUAUGUGACGUACAACAUCUAGCCUCUCCUAUCGGAAAAAAUUCUGAGUCCUUUGCUGUGAGCUGUAGCACAAAAGCAGUACCUCUGAACUUGGUAUACAACCCUAAUAAUGAGCUUCAAAAGUCUUCUUCAAGUCAGAUUCCAACAAAUGGUAAACCAAAAGAUGCUACUAAAAAACCCUACGACGCCCCAUCAGGUUUAGGGUGCCAUUGUGACACAAAUGAGUUAUCUUUCAGAGGUAUGAAAAAUAAAUCUGCUCCACAUGUCAGCGAUAAUGUUUCUCCACAGGAGCACAGUAAAAAAAAAGUGCAGACAUUUGAAAAUGGAGCUGCACUGGUGGACAAGACUUCGAGCGGCUAUCCAACGUCUAUGCAAGAUCACUUUCAAUACCUUGCUUUGUCUCAAGAACUGAUGACAAAGAUUCCUCAGCCAACAUCCAGCUGCACGGACUUAAAUGUAGACUGCCAGAACUCAGCAGAGAAUGUGUCAAAGACCCAAAUUCCUCUUAGCUUGAAAGGACUUGUUAAGUUACCCCUUUCACUAGUGAAAAACCCCACAACACCAUUAAAGUAUGAAAAAGAUCACAUCAACACUGCCUCUAAAGGGAAAAAUGCUUUAAACGGAUGGGAUACAAAGCAAAGGACUCAAGAGAAAUCAAAACUUGGUAGAAGAGGUGGCACUCGUUGUAACUCAAUGUAUGGAGAACAACUCUUCCAAGUAUUGCCAGAAAACAACUCAACUGAAGAUGAGAUAGUUGAUCAUAAAAGUUUGAAAUCCAGCUUGGCUUCAGGCAAACUGGAUUUAAAACCUGCUUUGGGAAGGAAAGGCGCCAAACCACACAGUCAAAGUUUCAGCAAUCACAACCCAGAAAAACCCAGUAUGAGCACUUCAGGUGGGGUUGGAAAGGUUCGAAAGCGCAUCAUUAUGAACAUGGGUGAGAACGGAAACAGACAGCACUUAUUUGUAAAUAGUUCCCAGCUCGCGAGCCUUAGUUGUCCAGAAGAGAUUCCAGCUGACUGUCGACGCAGUCUGGCAGAUGCUCACAAACUGACCAGCUCCAGUAGCCAGAGUGCUCUCCCUGUCUCAGAAAACAGAGCAAGCAACAUAACUAAGAAUGAAGCUCAUUGUCCACUGACUGAAAAUGAAGUCCACAGCUUCACUUUUGCUAACAAAUUUGGUCUCAAGAACAGUGGGCGACCAAUGAAAGUACUGCCCCAUUCUUCUUCUGACACGUCACCAUUUCCUGCCUGCCAAGCGAAUGAAGCUAUGAAGAAUCCUUUGCAGAGCCCCAUCCAAAUGGAUUUGGUGAAGAAUAAAACAAAACAAGUCAACAGCAAAGUAAGUCCUGAGAAGCCAGGGACAUCCUUAAGCGUGUCAGCCUCCACUGUUGAGGAAAAGGUCAUGAUGGGUAUUGAGGAGAACAUGCAGAAAUGUCAAGGACAGGACAAAACACAAGCCCCUGAGACCAAACAGAAAGCUGCUCUGUCUCUGGCUAACUGGUUUGGCUUCCGUAAAAGCAAGCUGCCAGCUCCAAGUGGAAAGAAAACAGAUCCUCCAAAGGGAAAACAGCAGAACACAGAAGCCAAGACUACCUCAGCUGUAGGAUUGAGACAGGUGAAGUCUGACAGGAAGAAAGAUAAAAAGAAAAAUGGCACAAAGCAUAAAGAUAGUCAAGAAGUAAACAUUUCAAAGGCCAGCAACAAGGUAGAUCCAGUGAUGGGUGCCUGCAAUAUUCAUAUGGGAAAUGCAUCAGAUCAGAUACAGCAACAGGCAUCUCGCACUGGAAAAGAUGCUUUCAUGAAAGAAAAUUUUAACAGACUUCCUGAAGUGACUCAGCAGACAAAAAAUGGAUCAAAGCUUCUUUCAUACAAAAGCUCCAGAUGCCAGAUGAGGACCUUGGACAGCGGCAUCGGCACCUUUCCCAAAUUGGAGUUCAAUUCAGGGGGGGAAAUUGCUGGUUCACCUGAGACUCCAGUGACUCCAACUUUGACCUCCCACCCUAGAUACAAAAUACCUUCCCAGGAUCACUGGACUCCAUGACAGGCUGAGGAGCUUGCCGAUCUGGAAGAGUCUCACAGAAGAGCCGCAACUCCUCCAGACUGAGAGAAGUCAGUUGAGGUGAUUCAAGAGAAUUACACGAAUGUCCUCAGUUCAGCUCAAGGUGGAGUAAAACCGGACACAUCCCACUAGGAGGAGACCCUGGGCAGACCCAGGACAAGCUGGAGAUAUUUUUUUUCAUGGCCUGGUGAUUCUCCAGGAGGACCUCGACACUGUUGUUGAGGGAAGGAAGAUAUUGGCCUGCCUGUGUAGCCUUCUGCCAAUGCAACCUUUUAAAGAACAACCAGAAAACUGACUGACUGAAACAUGCAGUUUUAAAGAUCCAUCCGUCCACCAAUGUCUAUUUGUUCAGUGAGUGGUCACAGUGGACCAGAGCCUAUUCCAAGAGCAUCCCUUUUGCCCAUUUGGUUGGUAAACCCUGGAUGAGAGGGCUUCCAGUCCUUCACAUGGCAGUCCCACAUGUGCUCAUUCAUUCACAAAUAAUCACAGAUGAUUUAAAGCUACCAGUUUACCUGAAAACACGUUUGGUUUAUGAGACUUGAACAUGGGAGGAAUAUGCCAGGGCAAGAUCUGGAUUCAAACCUACGUCUGAAAUAACAGUCCAAGCAUUAUGAGCCAUCAGGGUUACUGUGUGCCAUUGUGAUGCCCAAGGCUUAAAGAUACCAUCGUGCCGGUGUAUACAGUCCUGUUAGGCCCAGUCCAGGAGUUUUUGUUUCAUUCAUUUCUUCAUUGAAUACCUUGAUUUCUUUUUGCUCUAAUGUUCAUUAGUAACUACUGGAAAUCUGCUGGACAAGGCCUUUCAAGAUCCCAGCUGAUAAGCAUUCAUACAGCCUAUAAUUCAGCGUCUUUGGAUAUGUAUGUGUGUAUAAACUGUGUGUACAUGUAAUAGCCACGAUGACACCUCAGAAACUCAGUCACAGUGAAAAUAUCCAGAACAUCGUUAAAUUUCCAGAAGACUAUGACAAACCACACUUGGUGCAGAAUGAAAACCCGGUCAAUAUAAGAAAUUAGAUGUCAGGAGCAGCAGCUACAGUAAGAAUCAAAGGUCUGGUUCUGAGGCAGCGGGCAGAAAUCAGAGCAACUGUUUUUAUUCACAGCACAGGCUACGAAAGGCUGGCGGGAGGCUGGUGCACUGGUGGAUCCUUGAUCAGUGCUAAAUGAUGUACUGGGGAAAACUGAAUGUCUGGCUUUUUCCUCACAUAUUUCCCAAGUUCCCAUCCUGGUUGCUUUGUUCUCAUCCUCAUCCUCUGUCUCAUCUACUGCCAUCGCUCACGCUCUCCUGCUGCUUUCUUGCUUCGGUCGUGUCGGUGUGACACCACAGUGUUCAAGUCCCGGUCUUGUCCCUCUCUUUCACUUUAUGUCCUUGUCAAUAAGCACUUGCUACAUCCCUUUGUUCCGUGUUUAUUGCAUCACACUUUGUUUCCUCGGUUGCACUCUUCACUUGUCUAUCACUCUGCUGUUGAGAUCACCAUCCCUCUCACCCGAGUUCGGACGUUACAGUAAAAGGCGUCUGAGGUCUCUGUCUCAUCCCGAUGCAGCGUUACAUUACAAACACAUUUUAGACUUAUUCAAGCUUUAUUCAAUAGCUUAGCCCUGGCAAUUAUGUUAUUAGAUACAUAAAAGAUCAACUAUGUGGAGGAAAAAAAUCAAACAGAAUCAGAGUCAAUUAAACUUCAACAUAUGCAUUUUUAAAUGAUCUGAGUUACCUCUGCUGAGAUGAUGAAUUGAAUGGCUGCCCCACAUGCACGCACACACACACACACACACACACACACACACACACACACAUAAAAUGUUCUUUUUCGUGUGAUAUUUAUUGAAACAGAUGGUGCCAAAAAUUAAGUUGUUUCCACUUGCUCCCUCUAACCACAUAGCUUAAAUUCCUGAAU